CGCCAAGCGGAUUGGCCAGCUGCAAUACCGCAAGCCAGCAUCAGGUCUCUGCCGAAAUUUAAACAAAAAAGUGGGCCGGCGUCGCCAACAGCAACGUCUAUCAAAACCCUCGUUCCGGCGUUGUACCAAAGUGCUGCUGGUGCUGAUAAAAGCGGCUGCGCAGCGACGACGCAGUAUGCCCUGGCCCCGCCUCUGCCAGACCGCGGAGCAGUCGCUGCCGGGCGCGUCCGGCGGCGCGACGACGCCGCGGCGCGCGCUGGCGCGCGGCGGCUGGGGCGGCGACGCGGAGCCGCUGCGGGCGAGAUAUGUCUUUGGCGCCGUGAUCGCGCGCGGCGUCGCGGCGGACGUCGUCGAGGCGACGCGGACCGCGGACGGAACGCGGGUCGCGAUCAAGGUGCUGGCGCGGCGCCGCCGCCGCCGCGACGCCGCGAGACUCCAGCGGGCGGACUCCGCCGCCCUGGCCGCGCCCGAGUCCGACUCCGAGCGGAAGCGGCAGAAGCCGCCGCCGUUCAGGGAGGCCGUCAAGCGCGAGCUGCUUCUCCAGCGCGCGCUGCCCUUCCACAAACACGUAGUGCAAUGCCACGAGGUCGUCCUCUCGUCCGCCACGAACUACGUCGUGAUGGAAAAGGCCGAAGGCGGCACGUUGUUGGACGUCGUAAGACACGGCACGCCGCCCGAAGCGGUCGCGAGGCGCGCCUCGGCCCAAAUCCUUGACGCGCUGAGUUUCCUGCACGCGCGAGGCAUCGUCCACCGCGACCUCAAGCUGGAGAACGUCCUGGUCAGGGACGCGGACGGGCCCCUGCACGUGCUGCUCUGCGACUUCGGCAGCGCGCGCUUCAGUUCCACGAGCGCGACGAACGGCAAGGCCGCGACGGCGCACGUCGGCACUCUGCCGUACAUGGCGCCCGAGCAGCUGCGGGGCGGCACUUGCGAUCCGUCGGUUGACCUUUGGUCCUUUGGGAUCGUGCUCUGCGCGCUGUGCGUCGGCAGGCACCCGCUUUCGCGCGUGCCGCGCGAGGCCUGGGCCGACGCGAUGGCGCGCGACGACCUCCCGCGCGACGCGAGCGGCUGGCCGCCGGAGGCCUUCGCGCUGGCGCGCGCGUGCCUGCGGCUCGCGCCCUGUGAUCGCGUCGCCGCCGCCGCCGCGCGCGCGCACGCGUGGUUCGCCGCGCCGGACGCCGUCGCGCCGCCGCCGGUGCCGGUCCGGGGGCGCUUGCGCUCGGCGCGCGAGCUCCUCGACGACGAGCUCUAGCCCCCCCAUCGUCAUUUCCAAGAUACCAUCCACCACCUUCUUCACCAUCCUCCUUCCUCCAAGUGUAAACAGACUAAUAAUUAUGCGCGCCGCCUUCGACCGCUCCGCCGCCGGCCCGCGGCGGCUUCGGGGGCAGCGGCAUCUGCGGCGGCCGCCUUGCGGAGCCGGCGGACCUCGUCGACAGCCGCCUCGAGGCGCUCCGCGAGCGAGUCGUUUUCCGCCACGAGCUCCUCGACCACGCGCGCCCGCCGCCUCGCCUCGCGCCGCCACCGCGAGCGCGCGGCCGCAAAGUCGUCGGCGAGCUGCGCCGACCGCGCGCGCUCGGCCCGCAGCGCGUCGACGAGCGCGCCGACGUCGCGCCGCAGGAGGCCGUCCGCGACCGCGCGGGCCGACGCCGCCGCCACCUCGAGCCGCGCGAAGCCCUGCAGGGCGACCGCUAGCGCCGCGGGCUGCCCCCCCAACAGCAUCGUGUCAUUAUCAUUGCUUGGCUCUCCCAUGCGAGUACUGUGUGGGGCAGUGUCUCGUCGUGCCAACGAAUUCCGGCAAUCGUAGCAGCCGUGGGUCAGUAUCUCGUCGUGCAAUGAAUUCCGGCGUAUGGUAUGUUUCAUAUGCAGGUAGGUACCUACACAGGUAAGACGGGUCGCUCGGCUCCAUUGUCUCAACGCCGGUCGGCCAGGCGAGGUAUUACAAGGUGCAGCUCGACGAUCAGGCGGAGCCGCUGUCCUGUUUCAAAUCAGCUCUCACCUUGAUUCCGUCGACUGACGCCGAGGGGGAGGCCUCCGCCGAGGGGGAGGCCUCCGCCGAGCCGGCGCCGGAGUUCGGCUACAUCGUCGACUACCGCGAAUCGGACGGCAUGUACCGCAUCGUCUUCGACGACAUCAAGGACGCGGAGGACGCCAACUACUGGUACAAACGCGGCGUGGACUGGUACAAACGCGGCGAGGACUUCGAGGUCCUCUGA
Pelagomonas calceolata is the source of this 2213-nucleotide messenger RNA. NCBI's taxonomy places the organism in Eukaryota, Pelagophyceae, Pelagomonadales, Pelagomonadaceae. The record is from the annotation of a GenBank genome assembly.